AUGGCAGAGUCCUCGAGUCCUCGUCUUGGUCUGAGAGGUGUCAGGGGAGGUGGUUUGGAGGCUUGCACCACUGGCCUCUGGUGCCACACUCUGGGCAACACUCUGGGGGCACGCGACGUCGGCCGUGAAAACAUUCCUCCACUAGGCAAAACAGAGUCCCGGCCGGAGCUUCCUAACUGGGGCCGGUAUUACGGGAACGCCGUCGACACUGUGGACAGGGACCUCCGAGACCUCCGCGACCUCCGCGACCUCCGCGACCUCCGCGACCUCCGCGUGUACUCCAUGGGAUGUGAGUUUGUGGUGGACAAAAGGUGA
This is a messenger RNA of Penicillium canariense, 315 nucleotides long. RefSeq lists its product as uncharacterized. The record is from RefSeq and is a predicted model, not a curated record. The transcript has 2 exons. Bases 1 to 315 code for a protein of 104 amino acids. Lineage: Eukaryota; Fungi; Ascomycota; Eurotiomycetes; Eurotiales; Aspergillaceae.